ACAGAUCAACGUUCAGAGGCUGAGCAGUGUUAUUAAGACAUUGACCGUGUAAAGAACAACAACUUAAUCCGUUAAACUUUUAGUGAUGGGGAUUCUUUGGUUUGUAAUCCCAACAAUAAUAUUAUUGUUGUAUACGUACUAUAAAAAAUCAUUUCAAUAUUGGGAAAAAAAAGGAAUAGCAACAAUAAAACCUAAAAUACCCUUUGGAAAUGUUGGUAACCCAUUCGAUGGCAAAGGAAUUGAAAGAAUGGUGCGUAUGUACGAAACAUUUAAAUCUAUGGGGGUCCAAUAUGGUGGUUUUUACGCGGGAGCGUCACCAAUGUUGUUAUUAAUUCAUCCAGACGCAGUUAAAACGAUUGUAAAUAAGGAUUUUCAAAGUUUCAACAGUCACGGUAACGUUUUCGACGAAAAGGAAGAACCGUUAUUGGGCCACUUAUUCAAUUUAGAAGGAAAAAGAUGGCGUGAUAUGAGAGUGAAACUAACGCCAACUUUUACUUCUGGAAAAAUGAAGAUGAUGUUUCAAACGAUGUUAGAUUGCGGCGUGCAACUUGAAAAGUUUGUUCUUGAAUGCAACGCAAGUGGAAAACCGUUAGAUAUUAAAGAUACCGUGGCGUGUUACACCACUGACGUCAUUGGUUCAUGUGCUUUUGGAUUGGAGUGUAAUAGCUUCACUAAUCCUAACGCUGAAUUUAGAAAUUACGGGAGAAAAAUUUUUACACCAAGUAUAAAAUUUACUUUAAGAAGACUUUUAAAUCUUCCACCUCGUAUCAUAAAAUUGUUACAUUUACGUGUACUUAAUCAAGAUUUGUCUGAUUUUUUCAUCGGCGUGGUAAACGACACCAUCAAUUAUAGACGGACACAAAACAUCACAAGAAAUGAUUUCAUGCAAAUUUUAAUGAACAUGCAAGACUCCGCAAAAGCAGAAGGAAAAGCAGCGAUGACCACGGAAGAAAUUGCUGCACAAGCAUUUGUUUUUUUCUUAGCUGGGUUUGAAACAUCAUCAACCACCGCAUCAUUUUGUUUAUACGAAUUAGCCCAUGAUCAAGAUAUACAAGAUAAAUUACGCGAGGAAAUUCGUUCGAAAAUAAAAGAAAAUGGCGGUAAAAUCACUUAUGAUGGAAUCAUGGAAAUGAAAUAUUUAGACCAAGUUGUUAACGAGGCUUUACGAAAAUAUCCACCAGUCCAUGUCCUUCCAAGACGAUGUACCGAAAAUUGCGUUCUCCCAAACGGAGCUCUUAUUGAAAAAGGCACAAAAGUUUUCGUAAGCGUUUUAGGAAUGCAGAGAGAUGAGGAAUAUUUUCCAAAUCCUGAAAAAUUCGAUCCAGAUAGAUUUUCCGAAAAAAAUAAGCAUAAAAUUAUUCCUUACACAUAUUUACCGUUUGGGGAAGGCCCAAGAAUUUGUAUUGGUUUAAGAUUUGGAGUGAUGCAAACAAAACUUGCUAUGUGUUUAUUAUUAAAAAAUUUCAAGUUGUUUCCUCAUUCUUCCGUUAAAUAUCCCUUGCAGUUUGAUAGUAAUUCUGUGGUUUUAUCUGGAAAAGACCCUAUUAUUCUUACAACCGAAAAAGUUAAUUGAUAACCAUCACUAAUCACAGAAGUCGAAAUUGGUUCCCAUGGACUCUGGACUGGUAACAAAAGUGAUAGAAAUAAUAAAAACUUUGUUAUUAAUACUCUUUAUUUAUUAGAAAAUAAACUAAAAAAAAUUA
Onthophagus taurus is the source of this 1703-nucleotide messenger RNA. Its product is annotated as putative cytochrome P450 6a13. The record is from RefSeq and is a predicted model, not a curated record. NCBI's taxonomy places the organism in Eukaryota, Metazoa, Arthropoda, Insecta, Coleoptera, Scarabaeidae. Gene Ontology annotation, molecular function: oxidoreductase activity, acting on paired donors, with incorporation or reduction of molecular oxygen; heme binding; iron ion binding.